This is a messenger RNA of Thamnophis sirtalis, 770 nucleotides long. The record is from RefSeq and is a predicted model, not a curated record. NCBI's taxonomy places the organism in Eukaryota, Metazoa, Chordata, Lepidosauria, Squamata, Natricidae.
AACUGUUACCAGGUGUAUGAUGAGAAUAAUGGUGUUUAAUGUUAAUACGGUAUCAUCACUAGAAGAUAUUAAGAAGAAAAAUGGAGAGUUUUAUAAUGUUUAAAUGUUUAAUAUAAUACUAAGAUUAGGGAAAUAGUGUUAAUAUUAAUGUGAAAGAUGUGGCAAAUGAGGAACGAUGUGGCACAGGGGUUUGUAUCCAAACAACACGCUGCAAAAGGAAAGAUGGAAUGUUUAUUUUUGUAAUUGAAAAGUAAUAGUAAAGUCUUUAUUUAAAAAAAAGAUUUUAAAAGGUAGCCUCUUUGGUUAAACAUUUUUCCCUCCUUGAAAAUUUCAAUUUUAUUUUGUUGUUGUAGAGAAAAAUAAGAGAAGGAAGGAGUAUAAGUAUAUUCAAUGCCUUGAGUUAUUUGUAAUAAUAAUAAUAAUAAAGGUAGGAUACAAAUAGUUGAGAUUGCUUACAUUUGAGGUGAUUGACAGAUGACAUUCCUGUUUCUGUGGGAUUUUUCUCCUUCUAGAUGGCAGUUGUGAACUCCCCCAGCCCGACCCCAGCUGCUGCCCCUCCCUGGGAAGCCCAAUUGGGGGGAGAAGAUCCUGGUGCUGCAGGGGACUGCAGUGCAGAAAACCUCUAUUUUCAAGGCAUGGAGCUGUUUGAAGAGGCCCUACAGAAGUGGGAGCAGGCCCUGACUGCCCGUCAGAGGGACCCCUCCAGCCUCUCCGCCUCCUGGGUGGUCCCCAAAGAGGAAGAGCUGCUGCUACCUGAAGAUCUCUGUGAG